AUGAAGACCUUCACUCUCACUCUCACCUCCACUUCGUACCUCUUCCUCGCCAUCGCGGCCACUGCACGCCUGGCCCAGGCCCAAUCCUACUGCGACGCCUCGGUCGGCUACGUGCUCCCGGACAGCACCUCUGACUCAGGCACCGACACGUCAGGGUACACGCCCGACAGCGGCGACUGCGACGCCGAAUGCCAACUGUAUUACUCGCAGCAGCAGACGCUCUACUCGGACUACUUCAACGACGCAGUCACGGCCGGGGGCAACUCGUUCCUCAGCGCCGCCGGCGGCAAACGCAAACGCGACCAUCUGCAACAUCAUACCCGUCGGGCGUCCAGUGGAGCCGCAGCAGCAGCAGCAGCAGGAUUGUCGCCACGCCAGAGUGGUGGCGAUGGUAGCGACGGUGGCGAUCUCUACUUGACCUGCACGGCGGCCGAAACCUGCUUCGUGUACGAGAACAUCCCGCUGUGCAUUGAUAUGGCGACGGGCGACUUCACCGACCCGACGGGCGGGUCUGGCAACGUCCUUACGGGGACUUAUAAUGCUGCCGUGGACACGGGGUCCAGUGGGACGACAGGGAGUGACGACGACGACACGGACUCUGAUUCUGGUUCUGGCUCUGGUUCUGAUUCCACCGACAUAACGUCGAGUGGCAGCAGCUCUAGUGCGUCGUCUAAUGGAGCGUCGUCGUCAACCCGUGCGGGAGGCAUCACUUUGGGUGCUGUUGUUUUCGCAGCUGUGUUUGCCUUGCUUGCGAAUUGA
Messenger RNA from Cladophialophora carrionii CBS 160.54, 759 nucleotides. RefSeq lists its product as uncharacterized. Lineage: Eukaryota; Fungi; Ascomycota; Eurotiomycetes; Chaetothyriales; Herpotrichiellaceae. The transcript has a single exon. Bases 1 to 759 code for a protein of 252 amino acids. The record is from RefSeq and is a predicted model, not a curated record.